AUUAUUCUCCUUAACUUAGAUCUUUUAACACCAAAUCAAGCCAAAUCACUAGCUGUCUCCAAACCAACUUCUGAAACUAUAUUAUCCACCUCAACUGAUCUAAUUGAAACCCCGGACAUGCAAAUGAGUACAUAUAAUGUUAAUUUAAAUGAAACAAAUCCAUGUAACUUUUAUGGCGGUCGGUUACCCCAAAAUGUACUUUUUUCAACAUUGUAUCCAAAAAUGAUACCUGGUGGGUUCCAUAACCUAAGUGGUCGCCAGGUACCAAAGGAAGU
Molecule: messenger RNA, 275 nt
Organism: Teleopsis dalmanni
Lineage: Eukaryota; Metazoa; Arthropoda; Insecta; Diptera; Diopsidae
Source: RefSeq, a predicted model, not a curated record